GUAUGAAUGAUCCCUUAUAUAAGUGUGCCCUCGAUUCGACGGGAACGAAUCAAGGUUACGGUGUUAGUGGGUCACUGUAUUGUGUGUUUUUUUUUCGUGCAGAGACACUUCUUUGCACAUUCCCCAAGUCCCUUCCUUACCGCCCAUAUGUCUAUCAAAGCGACUAGUCAAAGUACCACAGAAAGUGCUUGUCUCUAUCAUGGUCGGAAGGCGAAGGAGAGGCUACAAGUUCUGGUCGUCGGGUGUGGUUUGGGAGGUUUAGCUACCGCCUACUGUCUUGGACAGGCCGGUCAUGAUGUGACCGUCUUCGAAAGUUCUGCAUCUCUGGGAGAGAUCGGUGCUGGGAUUCAGGUGUGCCCCAAUUUGUCGCGUCUUCUCAUCCGAUGGGGGCUAGACCGGAUUCUACAAGAAAAAUCGGAACUAGACAAGCCCAGUACAUUUUCCUAUGUCCGCUACAACACUGGACAACAAGUCGGAAUGGCGAUGUUAGGUGAGAAGAUGACGCGCGAUCAUGGUGCACCGUGGUAUGUCAUUCAUCGAAAUGAUCUGUACGAAAUGCUUCUGUCGAUCGCAAAGCCAUUCAUGAACUUAAAACUACGUGCGAAAGUCAAGCACGUUGAUCCUACAAUUCCGUCUGUCACAUUGGAAUCGGGCGAAACGUUCUCAGGCGACCUUAUAAUAGGGGCUGAUGGAAUCCACUCCGUUAUUCGCGAGACUGUGGUCGGCGACAAGGACAUCCCAUUAGCUAUUCCACUUGGGGAUGUUGCAUUCAGAACUCUUAUACCCACCCAGCCUAUGCUACGCGAUCCUGAGCUCCGUGAUCUGGUCGAAAAUCCUCGUCUAACAUGUUGGAUGGGCCCAUCGAGACAUGCAAUAGGUUAUUGCGUUCGUGGAAGGACCGAGUAUAAUAUGGUGAUGGUCAAACCCGAUGACGGUUCCACAUACUCCUGGACGGCUAAGGGAGAUGUGAAAGAGGUAGAAGAAGGUUUUCAAGGUUGGGAACCUCGUUUCCAGAAACUCGUGUCCUUAAUGCCCUCUGUGCUGAAGAGCAAACUGCUUAUAUGUUUGCCGCUUAAAACAUGGAUACAUGGUGCCGGACGCGUUGCAUUACUGGGAGAUGCCUGUCAUCCUAUGUUGCCGUAUCGAGCGCAAGGGGCUGCUAUGGCAAUCGAAGAUGCAGCUGUCCUCGGAAAUCUAUUUUCGCGAAUUAGCCACAAGUCGCAGAUACCUACCCUUCUCAAAGCUUAUCAGACAAUUCGUUUCGACCGUGCUACAUCCAUGCAAACAGGGUCAAUGGAAAAUCGGACUCUGUAUCAUAUGCUAGACGGACAAGAACAAGAGACUCGGGAUGUGAAUUUUCGUGCAGCUUUAGAGCAAGCGGUCCAAGAAGUUCAAACCGGCCAUAAUACGUCGUCUACAAGUUCUGCCAAUCCGUGGGCAGACAAAGCUAAAAUGGCGGCAAAUUUCAGUUAUGAUGUCGAUGAAGUUGUCGAGCGCUGGUGGGAGUCGCACGGAACAGAAGUGAGAUCCAGACUGUGAGGAAUAGCCUGCCGCUGUGAUACAUCUGCGUACUACUUUGUAUCUUUCGUGUCCAUCGAUUCGGAUUUUAUCCUGAAUUUGCCUACUUCUGCUUGUCCAGGUCCAACGCGUAGUGUUUCCAGUCUUCUAGUUAGCCGGAGGAGUGCAUCCGCUACCAACCAACAGAAAGAGGUCCUAACAACUAUGCAGAUUCUGCGAC
Molecule: messenger RNA, 1738 nt
Organism: Marasmius oreades (fairy-ring Marasmius)
Lineage: Eukaryota; Fungi; Basidiomycota; Agaricomycetes; Agaricales; Marasmiaceae
Exons: 9
Coding region: 7-1539 (510 amino acids)
Biological process (GO): secondary metabolite biosynthetic process
Molecular function (GO): FAD binding; monooxygenase activity
Source: RefSeq, a predicted model, not a curated record